AUGAACAUUGUAUCUUCUGAAGCAUGUGAAUCUACAAUCAUGGCGUGCAUGAAACAUGCACAUGAUCCCAGUGAACCUUCGGCAAACUUGAAAUGCCGCUCUUACACUCCAUCGAACUCGAACACUUUUUCUGCUUUGCCUACCGUCACCGUCGCAUCUCGUAGUCCCAAAACCCAAGGAAGGAAUACAUACUCAAUACUCAAUAGAUCUCAUCUUCGUAAGAAGCCUAAACCACCGGCGUCACCAUUUCAUUCGCCACCAAAACAGCGAAAACCGACAGAGAAGCAAGGACGGUUAGAACCGUACCCACGCGCCGCCGCAGACGACAGAGAAACGGCAGGCUUCGUCAACCUUCUCCGACUGCCAGAGUAA
Messenger RNA from Sphenostylis stenocarpa, 372 nucleotides. Lineage: Eukaryota; Viridiplantae; Streptophyta; Magnoliopsida; Fabales; Fabaceae. The record is from the annotation of a GenBank genome assembly.